AUGGACAAGGAAUUUCAUCUAGUAGAAGACCUAGAAGAGCCCCUGCUAGAUAAAGAAGAGAACAAGGACGAAGACUUUGAAAGCAAAAGAAUACUUAUCAUGAGCAAAAGAGAGCAGAAAAAGAGAGAUAUCAAUAAGAUUGAUGAAAAUGGACAUAUCAAGGAGACAGACACUGGGGCGACUCCUCUUAGGUAUAUGGAAAUGGAUGAUAGGAAGGCCCUUGCCCAGUAUAAUAUGAAAUCUUCUCUCCUACCAUAUCUCACUUCUCCACAUUCUCCUGUUUAUAAAUUUGCUAAGGUGGUUACUUCUCCAGCUAUCUAUAUUCAGAAAUAAAAUUAGACCUGGAGGUAUCAAAGGAUCGAUUUUCAAUCUCAUAUGUGGGGUUCUUGGAACAGGAAUGCUUACUCUUCCUGUGGUAUGCCUCCAAAAUGGAAUUUUAUUAGGCUCAGCUCUGAUAGUAGCAGGAGUCCUCCUAACCGCAUUCUGCGGAAUGUGAAUCGUAGUAUGCUCCGAAAAGACUCAAACAGAUAGUCUUGAAUUUAUAGCGCAUAUUGCAUUUGGACAUACCAUUGGGAGAAUAACAUCUUACUCCAUGAUAAUGUGCCAACUGGGCUUUGUUACUUCUUACAUCAUUGUCGUAAAAACUUUGAUUCCGUCUAUAAUAAAAAGACUGAUGGAUGGUGCUUUGCCUUCUGUCCUGAGCAAUGAUAAAUUUGUUCAGAUUUCCAUCGCCACUAUCUACAGCUUGCUAUUUUUGUUACCAUUAUCCCUUCCUAGAAAAAUGGGUGCUCUAAGAUUCACCUCGCUCUUCGGGUUUGCAUGCUGUAUUUUCCUUGUCAUUGUAAUCUGCUGAAUAUUUUUCUUCGACAAAGCCGUUGUCCCAGAUCCACUUGAUAAUAUUACUGAAGCAAAUUAUCUUGAUUUCUCAUUCGCUAGUUUGUUCACAAGUUUUCCGUUCAUCAUUUCUUCAUAUAUGUACCAGCCUAUGAUACCUGCAAUUUAUAAAAAUCUAGAGAACCGGAACAUGCAGAGAAUGGAAAAGGUAGUCUAUAUUGGGUCCUUUGGAGCAGUCUUUCUGUACAUCCUCAUUUCUGUCUUUGGUUAUCUCAGCUUUUCCACGAAUCCAGAGCAACUGGAGAUUUUAAGAGUCAAACAAAAUAUAUUGGAGCUAGACUUCAAGCAUAAUGUAUACUUUGAAGCAUCAAUCAUAUGUCUUGUGGUAACUAUCAUGAGUGCUGGACCCUUAUGAAUGUUACCAGUCAAAGACUGUGUUGAGGACCUCAUAUACAAGAAUGAAAUAAUGACAGAUUCACAAAACGUCAUGGUGACAUUACUAUUAACAGGAAUCUGUUAUGCCGCAGCUAUUGUAAUACCGAGCAUCGGAGAUGUCCUGUCAAUCUUAGGAUUGUCCUGAAAUCCCUACGUUGGGUUCUUUCUCCCAAUACUAUGAUACCUCAAGCUAGAGGAUAACAAGCCUAUUUAUAUGAUGCUAGCAGCUAUACUGAUCCUCUUCAUUACUGGCUCUUUCUCAAUACUUGGGAUAUAUGGCUAUGUGACAACAAAAAUAAUGUAGGUUUCAAUUAUGUAAAAAA
This is a messenger RNA of Moneuplotes crassus, 1592 nucleotides long. The record is from the annotation of a GenBank genome assembly. Lineage: Eukaryota; Ciliophora; Spirotrichea; Euplotida; Euplotidae.